Messenger RNA from Gigantopelta aegis, 717 nucleotides. Its product is annotated as protein YIPF5-like. Gene Ontology annotation, cellular component: trans-Golgi network; membrane. Gene Ontology annotation, biological process: endoplasmic reticulum to Golgi vesicle-mediated transport; vesicle fusion with Golgi apparatus. The record is from RefSeq and is a predicted model, not a curated record. Lineage: Eukaryota; Metazoa; Mollusca; Gastropoda; Neomphalida; Peltospiridae.
AUGGCGGAUUUCCUUGGUGAGUCGGGUGAGCUAGAGCCAGCAUCAGACGAUUUAUGGGCCCAGUACCGACUCUUGAUCCUUGGAUGGGAGGAGAAGAGAGUUUUGAUAGUGAGGAGAAUGGAAAUUGAUCCAGCUCCUGGUAGUAUGGGUCAAAUGACAUCAAAUACCUAUGGUAAUGAAAAUGGAUAUACUGGAUUUGAAGAUGAGCCACCAUUAUUAGAAGUUAAACUUGGAAUUGACUUUGAAAUCAUCAAAGAAAAUACACUGUCAGUACUUAAUCCAUUACAACAAGCUGAUGCUAACACAUUACGUAAUACAGAUUUAGCUGGACCACUUGUCUUUUGUCUAUUAUUUGGUGGUAUAUUGUUACUAGCAGGAAAGGUCCAUUUUGGUUAUAUAUAUGGUGUUGGAGUAAUAGGCUGUAUUAGUCUAUAUAUCCUCCUUAAUUUAAUGAGUACUACUGGUGUAUCAGCAAGUUGUAUUGUGAGUGCUGGGUAUUGUCUAUUACCAAUGGUCCUUUUAUCAGCUGUUUCUGUUGUCGUCUCACUCCAGUAAGGGUAUAUUGGGAAUAUAUUAGCACUGUGUGCUAUCAUUUGGUGUAGUUAUUCAUCAUCGAAACUGUUUGUAUCAGUUCUCUCAAUGCAUUCUCAACAGUUACUGGUGGCUUAUCCUUGUGCACUUAUAUAUGGAAUAUUUGCAUUGUUAACUGUGUUUUAA